CCUGCCCCUUCAUCUACUUCCAGAUGCGCCUUUUUGCUGCUCAAUCACAGUAUGCUGAUCGGCUUGCUGAUGCUGGUUUUGACAUAAUUGUAUCAUAUAGCGACCCUUCUGGUGAAAUUCACGUUAGAAGUGUCAAGUCUAAGGACCUAUCUGCUUCAUGGGUAUGGAAAAGGCCCGGAAAUGUGAAUCACGAUCGAACAAGGACCUCCUUGAAGCCAGGUGUACUUACACCUGUCACCGAUUUCUUUUCUCAGAUAGUACAUGACCCAGUUCAAACUAAGAUAAGCUCGAAGAACAAUGGUGAUGAUUCUGGUAGAGAUAACUUGUUUGGAGCUGACAUACUACAGACACGGGCAAAAAUUGUGCAUCCUGUGAAACUUAAGAGACAGAUGCUACGAAGGGAAAGAAGGCGAAUGCGCUCUGCGGAUCUUAUGAAACAAGACAAGAAGAUUGAUAGCCAGAUGCAAGAAGCUGCCAUUGAAAGAGCAGCAGAGCUUGAUACAACUAUCAAGGGUAAAUAUGGCAUAUGGAGGAAAGAGUACGAGAACCCCAACUCUGAUUCCACAGUGAAACUUAUGCGCGAUCAGAUUAUUAUGGCAAGAGCUUAUGCAACGAUUGCCAAGGCUAAGAAUGAGACGGCACUUUACGAUUCUCUAAUUAAACAUUCUUUAGAAAGUCAACUUGCUAUUGGAGAAGCAACAACUGAUGCUGAACUUCAUCCAAGUUCACUUGAUGGAGCAAAAGCUAUGGGUCACAUCCUCGCUACAGCAAAGGACCAGUUAUAUGACUGCAUUUUAAUAGCAAGAAAGUUGAGAGUGAUGCUUCAGGCAAGUGAGACGAGUGUUAAUUCUUUGAAGAAGAAAAGUUCGUUUCUGAUACAACUAGCCGCCAAAACAGUUCCCAGACCAUUGCACUGCAUUCCAUUGGUUCUCACCACAGACUACUACCUUCGCAAAUAUGAAGAAAGAGAAUUUCCUAACAAAGAGAAACUUGAAGAUCCUUCUCUAUACCAUUAUGCCAUCUUUUCAGACAAUGUACUCGCAACAUCUGUUGUUGUGAACUCCACGGUGAUACAUGCAAAAGAGCCCGAAAAGCACGUUUUCCAUAUAGUCACGGAUAAGCUCAACUUUGCUGCUAUGAAGAUGUGGUUUUUGGUCAAUGCACCUUCUGGUGCAGUAAUUCAGGUGCAGAACGUGGAUGACUUUAAGUGGCUCAAUUCAUCAUACUGUCCUGUUAUGCGCCAACUUGAAUCGGCAAGAAUGAUAGAGUAUUAUUUCAAGGCACACCAAUCGUCAUCCCUUAUUUCCGGAACUGACAAUCUUAAAUACAGGAACCCGAAAUACUUGUCUAUGUUGAAUCAUCUCAGAUUCUACCUUCCUGAAGUUUAUCCGAAGCUGGAUAAGAUAUUGUUCUUGGAUGAUGACAUUGUUGUUCAGAAGGACCUUACGCCUUUGUGGUCUGUUGAUCUGAAAGGGAUGGUGAAUGGUGCUGUCGAGACCUGUAAGGAGAGCUUCCAUAGAUUUGAUAAGUAUCUCAACUUCUCUAACCCGAAGAUAUCUUCCAAUUUCGACCCUAAUGCUUGUGGCUGGGCGUACGGUAUGAAUAUCUUCGAUUUGAGAGAAUGGAGAAAACGUGACAUUACUGGAAUUUACCAUCGUUGGCAGAACAUGAAUGAAGACAGGACUCUUUGGAAACUCGGAACACUUCCUCCAGGAUUAAUAACUUUCUACAAAUUAACACACCCACUGGAUCGAAGCUGGCAUGUGUUGGGAUUGGGAUAUGAUCCUGCCCUUAACCAAACCGAAAUCGACAAUGCUGCAGUUGUUCAUUAUAAUGGAAACUAUAAACCAUGGUUGGAUCUUGCCAUUGGGAAGUACAAAUCUUAUUGGUCUAGAUAUGUCACUUUCGACAAUAUUUAUCUACGGCUAUGUGACCUUAACGAAUAAUGGUUGGAUUUUCCUUUGUGACACGAUGAUGUUUGCUGAUCGCGGACUGCAAGAAAAAUUUCAACAAACUCAAUCUGAGAUAGUUGAGGCCAAGCUGGACAACUGGGAUGUCUAGAAGCAGCGGCAGCAGCUUCAGAUGGAGUUGGAGAGGAAGUACAUUGGCUGUUUGAUGCUGACUGGAUGGCUUGACAUUCGGUAUAUACUUUGUUCGGUUUUUCGUGCUUGUAUUACAUUAUUGUACUCUGGGGAUUCGUUUGCAGCACGGAAAAACAAUUUUGUAAGAUGUUGAGUAGGUAUUUUGAUCAUGACUUUCCAAGUACCUGGAUGUUUGAUUUUUCUCCGUGGAUUAAAGUUCUUGUGAUGCGCUUUUUGUUUGGUGUCUUUGGGGGUGUGUGUUUAUGUUAAUGUUUUUUUGUUUUUAAGUUGGGGAUUGCUCGAGGAAGAUAUGGUUAUUUACUGGUGAGUGUCACUUGACCUUCUAAAUGACUGUUGAAAAUUUUUCUAAAAUCUUUAGAAA
Striga asiatica is the source of this 2463-nucleotide messenger RNA. Lineage: Eukaryota; Viridiplantae; Streptophyta; Magnoliopsida; Lamiales; Orobanchaceae. The record is from the annotation of a GenBank genome assembly.